This is a messenger RNA of Clupea harengus (Atlantic herring), 5270 nucleotides long. It is a transcript of the gene gnal2, whose product is annotated as guanine nucleotide binding protein (G protein), alpha activating activity polypeptide, olfactory type 2. Gene Ontology annotation, biological process: sensory perception of chemical stimulus; adenylate cyclase-activating dopamine receptor signaling pathway. Lineage: Eukaryota; Metazoa; Chordata; Actinopteri; Clupeiformes; Clupeidae. Gene Ontology annotation, cellular component: cytoplasm; heterotrimeric G-protein complex. Gene Ontology annotation, molecular function: GTPase activity; GTP binding; G protein-coupled receptor binding. The record is from RefSeq and is a predicted model, not a curated record.
CAUUUGCCACUUAAGUAUGUUUUUAUAGGCAGUUAGCCUUGGUAUCAUCUUCCAAAUCAUUUUGAUGGUAUGUGGUCAUGUUAAGGACAGAUAACACCUGCCAUCUUCAUUAGCAGCUCAGGCUAUACUCUGUUUAGUUCUGUGGUCCAGGAUGGACUACCCCGCAAACAUGCAGAAAAGCUUUCACAGCACCACAUAGCAAACUUUAUCCAGAGUAUAUCUUCUAUUGCCAAAAAAAACACCACUUAGCAUACUUGUAAGCUUUUACUUCAGUUGUGCUGCUAUCGGUGUUUAUAAGGUGUUCGCAUACCUUUUGUGUAGAUACACGGCUUGCUUUUGACCAAAACUCAAGCUGCUUGAAUAUGGAAACUGCUGCUUUAAUUGGGAAACGGAAAACGGUGCAGUGGCGUGUUUGACCAAGAGAGGGCGUAUCUGUCUUCAUUAUCUUUGUCCUUUCUUGAAAUGUUUUAGAAUUAGCACAUUUUGAUGUCACUGGAUUAGUCUUUGUAGUACACUUUUCAAUUAUUUAGAUGUCAGUGAUUUUCAAGUAUUAUAGACCCAGUGAAGCUACAAAGUGGACAGUGGUGAAGUUGCCAGGCGAACUGAUAGAAAAACUAUAACCAUGAAUUCAGUUCAGGUUUUGAGUUGUUCCGUGAUUACCCACAUAUUUGCAGUGCAUAUUUGUUUGUUACUGUGUUAAGAGUAUUUUAUUUUGUCGUAUUGUAUGUGCAACAUGGGCUAUGCGGAGACUUAUGGGGGCGUCGAGAAACCCAUUUUCUUCCGGGUGCCAGUAUUUAACGGGUGCUAUGAGGAAAAUGUUUUGUUUUGCAUAUGGACCAUGUCAAAAGCCGGACAUUUUCAGGGAGAGCAGUCCGCUCUGUGACCCUUUCAGACCAGCCCCAAUAGGAUGUGAAGGACUUGUCGCACAUUAAAGGAAUGCCUCUGUGCUUACCUGUAGCCAUUUUAAGAACCUUGUCUUCAUAUCUUGAUAUUGACUACCUUCCGGAUUGAUUUUAAGUGGCCUUGAUUGGGUAGGCUAGCUGUAGCCACUGUGCGUUAAUAAAAUAGUCAUCGUUCUAGUAACGUUAACCCUGUUCAUUAGUCUUGUCCGGUAGCUAGACCACGUAUUCUGAAAUAGGCUACAGUGCUUCAUUGUGCUAACCGAAACUCGCGAAUCCUCACUGUUUUCCUGUAAGCUAUGUUUGUUAAUGGUUAUGGAAAUCCUACAGAUAGGAUGCAUUAUGGAGUACUAUGUGGGAUGUACAUUUCCCCUCACCUGUUAGACACAUGGUAGGCUCAUCUAAAAGGUACAGGGCUUGCGUGUUAAAGCAAUAGGCUACAUUGUAGACUAACGGUUUUUCCAUGGUUCAGGGUUACUUCCUGGUGCCACAGAAGGAGGCAGUGCUGAGUUAGAGACAGAAAUCCUGAUAGAAAUUUGAUAGAAAAAUACAUGGAGAAUAGAACGACAGCGAGAUUUGGUUACCAUAUUUAUAUUAUUUCUGUUAUAGUAAGCUAUUUGUACAAUUCUUGUCGGGGUUAUGUGUUUACUUGUGGGCUAAAGCAGAAUCGUUUUGGAUUAGUAGCCUACACGGAUGCCUAAGGUCCGGCUGAUUGCGGUUUAAACGGCAUUGUAACUGGAAGCAGAUUCUUCUUAGCGGCGGAGCACCGUCGCACUGAUUUUAUCCUUUCGCACCAUUGUUUGUGCGUUUAUUUUUCUGUUCUGGUUUGGCAGCAAGAAGACACUAAAUCAUUUUCGAUCGACAAGAUAGGUUAACAGAAAAUGGGUUGUUUGGGUAACAGUAAGACGGAGGACCAACGCAUCGACGAAAAAGCACAGCGCGAGGCGAAUAAAAAAAUAGAGAAACAGUUGCAAAAAGAAAGACAAGCGUACAAAGCCACACAUCGUCUGCUAUUAUUAGGGGCCGGGGAGUCGGGGAAAAGCACUAUUGUGAAGCAGAUGAAGAUUCUUCAUGUCAAUGGUUUUAACGCGGAAGAAAAAAGACAGAAAAUACAAGACAUAAGGAAAAAUGUAAAGGACGCCAUCGUGACUAUAGUCUCUGCUAUGAGCACUUUAAUGCCACCUGUUCCACUAGCUAAUCCCGAGGACCAGUUUCGGAUUGACUACAUCAAAAGCAUAGCUCCACUUUCUGACUUUGAUUAUUCACAGGAGUUCUUUGACCAUGCAAAGAAACUUUGGGACGAUGAAGGAGUUAAAGCAUGUUACGAGAGAUCCAAUGAGUACCAGCUCAUCGACUGUGCACACUACUUUUUGGACAGAAUUGAUGCCGUAAGACAAAGCGACUACACACCAACAGACCAAGAUUUGCUACGUUGCAGAGUGUUGACUUCAGGGAUUUUCGAAACCCGUUUCCAAGUAGACAAAGUAAACUUUCAUAUGUUUGAUGUGGGUGGCCAGAGAGAUGAGAGGAGAAAAUGGAUCCAGUGCUUUAAUGAUGUGACAGCCAUCAUCUUUGUAGUGGCGAGCAGCAGCUACAACAUGGUCAUAAGGGAGGACAACACCACAAACAGGCUUCGGGAGGCCCUCGAUCUCUUCCGGAGUAUUUGGAAUAAUAGAUGGUUACGAACGAUAUCCGUCAUAUUAUUCCUAAACAAACAGGACAUGUUGGCUGAAAAAGUGUUGGCUGGGAAAUCCAAAAUUGAAGACUAUUUUCCUGAGUAUGCUCGCUACACCAUACCAAAUGAAGCAACCCCUGAGCCUGGAGAAGACCCAAGAGUGACCAGAGCAAAAUUCUUCAUCCGUGAUGAGUUCCUGAGAAUCAGCACUGCAAGCGGUGAUGGCAGACACUACUGCUACCCCCAUUUCACCUGUGCCGUGGACACCGAGAACAUUCGCCGGGUCUUCAACGACUGCCGAGACAUCAUUCAGAGAAUGCACCUUCGACAGUACGAGCUCUUGUGAACUGGGCCCUGUAUGCUUCAAACAAAAACAAAAACACAGAACAAGAAAGGGCAACCCAAAACUCAAACCAUGGAGGAGUACUACUGAAGUUUGUGAAACCCACCUUUUACAUUUUUUUUUUGGAGUGCUUUCUAUUGGGAUAGUAGUCUUUUCUCCCUCUUUGAAAGCUUUCAUUGUUUCUGCUAUUCCAUGGAGCCUUUGGUUGCCUCCCAAUUGGAUUAUUAUUAUUAUUAUUAGUAGUAGUAGUAGUAGUAGUAGUACUGCAAUUCAACUUCAUUCAAAUCCUGGACUGGCCUGAUCUUCCCUGAAUGGAUGGAUUGAUGGGCGUGUCUGUGAACUGCCGGAUGCAGAUGAAUUGCCAGAUGAGUUGAGCGUUUGGCCUCUUCCCACUGAGCUGUGACCACCCACCACGUUCACAUCUACUCACUGAAGUCUUCAGCUACUUCACUGAAACAUACUUUGUGAGGGUGGAAGGGGCUGUUUCAAACACAACAAGUACUGACGUCAGACACGAGAGGAAGGUAAACAUGCACUUUUGCAUCAGAUUUUAAAUAAAAACUUUUAAAGUCCACACAAAAUGUAGCAUCACAAAUAUUUAUUUACUUGGUCAGAGUUUUCGUGUCUGCAAGGGUUGUGUGUGUAGACUGGUGCACAGAGGAAGUAGACUGUUUCUUAAAACCCCUCUGGUCCCAGAGAGCGUCUCAGGGGAGCCAGGAGAUGUGACGGUGAAACGUAGACUGUAAAAACACGGGCAGUCAGCCUUCAUCAUCAGAGAAAGGACAAGCCACCACUCUCGCUCUGCUCCGUCCGCACGGCCACCUGUUGGGGGAGGCUCUCAAAGUGAAGAAUUGGAAGUUCUACUACGGUUUUUGGUUUCAUAACUUGUACAUACUGUGCAAGGCAGAUUUAUCUUGUACAGACUGAAAAAUGUAAUAUUGUUUUGUACAACUUUAUUGAAAUAUAAAAAAUCUACUUGUAGAUCUUUGUGCCUUGAUUAUGGCUGUACCUGUAAAAUGAGAUGCUGAGAUGUAAGUAUGUUUUGACUGCGCUGUACAGCUUGAUGUCAACCUGCAGACAGAACUCCUCUCUAGAGUUUAGGGGGUUUUGUUUUGUUUUUUGUUUGUUUUAAUGUUUUAUUUUUUAAGGAAAUGCUGUUUAUAUAAAAUAAAUAAAAUGGGGGAAUUAAAAAAUGUAUACAAUAUGCAAAUGUAACACUUACCUGCAGUGAGGACGAGAUCCAGCACUAUGCCUUUUCUUUUAUUCUCCUCUCCUCCCUUUUCUUUUAUUCUCCUCUCCUCCCUUUUCUUUUAUUCUCCUCUCCUCCCUUUUCUUUUAUUCUCCUCUCCUCUCCUCCCUUUUCUUUUAUUCUCCUCUCCUCUCCUCCUUUUGUAUUUCAGUCUCAGCUUUAAAAAGGAAAUCAAGUGAGGUGCCCAAAAUUGCAACCUGGUGUUGUUAAAAUAGGAAGGAUUUUUUUUCUUUCUUGUUUGUUGUUAUUCAGAUUUUAAGUAAAUCGUGUGUGUGUGUGCGUGUGUGUGUGUGUGUGUGUGGGUGCGUGUGUGCGUGUGUGAUGCAUAAAGAGAAAAUAAUGUGUACAUAAAACCUGAUGUUGGCUCACAAACACAUUGCGUAUGUAUGUUCAAGUGUGAAUCUGAGUGCAUUUAAUGUGCUACUUGUGUAAUAUGUACAUGUACAUUUAUAGACAUAUAUAAAUAUAUAUGUACAAUUUAUACAUGUUUCAUUAUGUGUGUGCCUAGGUGUAUACAUACAUGAUGUAUGUAUAUUGGAAAGAUGUAUAAAUACACACAUAGGUAAGCAUGUCUAGAAUGAGAUGAAUAAAUGAGCGUGUGCAAUAUUGAAUACACCUUUGGGAAGGGGCGUGUUUACUGGCUCACAGACAAUACAUUGAUCAUUCAAUCCAGUAUGUUUUCUACUGUUUUGCCACUAAUUUAAGGAAAUGAAAGCCAAAUUUAAAAUGUUGUAAAAAAAAACUCUUCAAACUCUAAGAAUAUUACUCUUAAUCUGAAUCUGCUUCUGUAAAUCGAACCUAUUUCUUACAGUAAAUACUGCUGCUGUUCAGUCCAUGGUCCUACUACAAGGCAAAAGAGAGAACACAAACUAUGGCCAAGAACAACAGCUAUGGUGAGGGGGUUACUCUUUUUGCCUGGAUAAACAAGGCCUAGCAACAUGGUGUGCUCGUGGGCCAGUAUCCUCAAGAAACAAGGCCUUCGCUGCCCUGCCCAGAUAGGAUAGGGAAGGGUACAAACAGGAGCAGAGAUUAAACAUUUCUAUGCAUAAAAUUUUACAUCACAACAACAGUACAGAAUAUUGCAAAAUAAAAUUUUAACUUGAA